Diorhabda carinulata is the source of this 6898-nucleotide messenger RNA. It is a transcript of the gene Gmap, whose product is annotated as thyroid receptor-interacting protein 11. Lineage: Eukaryota; Metazoa; Arthropoda; Insecta; Coleoptera; Chrysomelidae. The coding region runs from base 2858 to 6745 and encodes 1295 amino acids. Gene Ontology annotation, biological process: endoplasmic reticulum to Golgi vesicle-mediated transport; Golgi organization. The transcript is spliced from 4 exons. The record is from RefSeq and is a predicted model, not a curated record. Gene Ontology annotation, cellular component: Golgi apparatus. Gene Ontology annotation, molecular function: small GTPase binding.
UUUUUUUCGAGUGAAAAUUAUUGGUUUUCCACUUUGUGGGAGGUUCAGACAGACGUCAGGCUUAGGGAUCUAUCCAACCAAAUUAUAAAUUCUUUUUUUAUUUCCAACUUAUAAGACUUUUAAUACACAUGACAAAAUAAGCACUUGUUCAACUAAUGUCAAGAUAAUAAACAUUUUUUUGUUCACAAAGCCAUAGUUGAGUAAUCAACUCGAGAUCUGUUGAAAAUUUGUCCCCCGUAAAUGAAACUUGGAGGUAAAGCAACAGGAAACAGUCGCUGGAUGUCAGAUCGGGUGUAUACGGUGAUUGGUCAAGCGAUUCGAAAUGCAAUAGGUUAGUUUUAUACAUGGCGUUCACCGAAAGGGGUGAGAAUGUGCUUAUGCUUUAAAUUUCUUCAAACACGAUCGCUUUUUUGCCUCGAGCAGAAACUAAGUUAAAAUUUUAGUGAGAAUCUCUCUCAGAGAACCCAAUUGAUGAUUGAAAAAGAGUAAAAUAUUUCUAGAAAUAAAAUUCGGGGAUGUUAUGGUGUAUUCGAUAACAUUCCAGACUAAUGGGGAAUAAUCUAUAACACUAUUUAAUAUUUAUAGGGUUCCAUGACCAUUUAUUCGAAUUUGAGAACGUUUAAUUUCAGUAUAUUUUAAAACAAUACAAAUAUUUUUUUUAGUUUCGUCAUUUUAUUAUUUCCGCCAUGAAUAAUUCAUUCAAUAAUAUAUGCCGCUAGCACUGGUCUACUUACGGGUUUUUUUUUGUAUAGUGGUUUUGUUUGUAUACAUAUUCAUGGGGCUAUAUAAAAAAAUUUAUAGAUACAUCAUAAUACUAUUUAUACGGGUCACAGGAAAUUCUUCGACCAAGUGUUAACUAAGGUUAAAUAUUUGUACCCUCGAUUUUAGUGGAAAUUACGACGGGCUCAUAAUCCGAGUAAAUAAUAACCGGCAGGAAUUCAGGUACACGAAAACGCACCGCCGGUUAAUAACACCGAGUAUAUGAAAGUAACCUAGUCAAGAUUUUCAAAAUUAAUUUCACUUACAUGUAAUUGAAUAUUCGAAUUAGAUUUUCAAAUACUUUUAAACGUCAGAUUUAUUUGAAAUUUCGUAUAUUUAUUAAGGACCGAUGAUAAUAUAACAUUGUAUUUGCCAGGAUUACCAGGAUAGCAUAUUAUAGAAUUUGUGGUCUAUAUAGUUUUUACCUACUUUAAAGAAUUAAAUGAAUUCAAAAUGUUACACAUUUGUCCAAGGCCAUCAACAUUUUACUAAUUCAGUACGGUUACGUCAGCAUAUACGGGAACCUUUACAUUCGAUUUUCCAAUAACUUUGAGCUUAGAUUAAUCCAAAUGAGCUUCUAUCAUUUCAGAUGUAAGGCUUAUAGGAGAUGAAUCAAAGGCUCCUUUCUCCACAUCUGCUUCCAUUCUUUUCCAUCACGUUUUUUCCCUGUCAUUUUUUUCUUCUAUUCAGCUCGUCUUCGGUGUUAUAUAACAAAUCACUCGAUAAGUCGUGUGACUAACCAAGAAAACACAUUUUUUUGCGAAAAAUCGAUUAUAUUCAUCAAUUUAAUCUCCUUCAAGACUAAUACAAUCAUUCCAACGCUUCUCUAAAUUUUUUUGAGAUCAGCAAAUAGCCAGUAGUCACUGGGAGACAGAUCUGGACUAUACGGUGGAUGAGGAAGCAAUUCAAAAUGUAAUUCGUUCCAUUUAACCACCGACUUGUGAAUGGAUGUUUUGUCUUGGCGAAACAGUGGUUUUUUCUUCAAUAUAUGAGGCCGUGUUUCCUUGUUUUUUCAUUCAAACUCUCCAACAACUCGUUAUUGAUUGUCUUUCCCUUUUAGAGAUUGUCGAUGAACAAUAUUUCAUACGCAUCCCAAAAUAUUGAAGCCAUAACCUUCCCAGCUGACUGUUGUGCCCUUGGACGCUGUAGUCCACUCAAAUGAUGAUCGUUUCGAUUCCGGAGUGAAGUGAUGGAUCCAUGUUUAAUUCAUUGUCACAUAUCGACGCAAAAAACCUGAUUUAUUACGUGUAAACACUGCUCAAAAUCAUCAACACGUUAUUGCUGAGCUUGUACAGUAUUAACACACGAAAUUGUUCAUAACUUCAUAAACGUGAAAUGGAUGUGAUAACGUUUUAAAUUGGUUUCAAAUUCAAAUGUUAUUCCUUGUUUUGUAGUAUCUUGUUUCACUUAUAAUCAUCUCAUUUCUGUACUAUGUAUUUCGCUUUUUUGUUUCUGUUUACUUUUUGGCUAGAAACUGUGUAUUAGUUUAUCACUUAUUCCAGUCAACCAUAUUGUGUUAAUGUCAUUUUGAACACUUCACUCUUUGAGAACAAUGAUAUCAAUUUUUUCGUCUAGCAUCAACAACUUCUUACUUUGAUUAACUAUAAAAUUAUCUUUUAUUUUUUUUUGUCCAAAAAUUUAUUUAGUACUCAAGCUUAGUCCAUUUCAAUGAACGGGAUUUAAAUGAAUGAGACAUUCUGUAUAUAUCAUAUCAUGGUUAUGUUUACUUAUUAACGGUUUCCUGUAGUUAACCUUACACUGUUUUCACUACAAAGUUAAAUGUAGCAUUGACUUAUGUGUAUGAUAAGAAAUUAUUAUCAAACGACUGUAGUUUAUAUUUGCAUAAUAAUCAGCAUUUUAUACCAGACGUUAAAAAAAAAAAAAGUAUUGGAUUACUCUGUAUAAUAUCCGAUUGCGUUCGUAGUUUUCAGUUCACGUGUCGUCGUAUAUUUUCAAUUUUCUCUCUGUGUUAGCAAAUUGUCUAGAAAUAUACACCAAGCAGAUCCAAGAUGUUUCUCAACCAAACGGUUCUUGGGGUUGGACUACCACUGAAGAAUUACUUGCCACUGAAUCUACAGAAUCUAUAUCAGACUUGAGGAUGCAAAUAGCCGAUUUAAAAAAUGAAAAAUCGGAUUUAAUGGCAAAACUCGAACAACUCGAUGCCGAUAAUCAAGAAAAUUUGAUCAAUAUAAUGCAAAUGAAGGAAAAAUUGCAAUACGAAUUGAAUGAAUUGAACAAUAACUAUAUUAGUGUUAAGGAAGAAAAUAAAAUUCUACUAGAAAAAGAAGAAAAGUUGAAAAAUGAAGUACAACGUUUAGAACAUCAAGGUGUGGCAUCUGGUGAAGAUUACGUACAAAAGUGUGAAGAGCUUACAGAAGUAAAUCAGAAAAUCAGUGAUGAGCUGCAACAAUUACGAAACGAACUAAAUAUUACAAAAAAAUCAAAUGAAACAUUACAAAAAUUGUUAAAAGACACUAAAAAUACCGAAGAAUUAGCCGAAAGAGAAAAACUGAAAAAAAUAGAAAGCGAAAACAAACUACUAUACUCCGAAUUAAAAAAAGCGAACGAAGCUAUAUCUACAUAUGAAAUAAAAAGUUUAGAAGAUGAAGAAAACUACAAUAAACUAGCAAGAAUAUUGGAAACAUACGACAAACAAGUUAGUUGUUUGAAAAAAGAAAUUGAAAACAUUUCGAAAUUGUACGAAGAUGUCCAAAUUAAACUCGCAAAUAGUGAAGACACGUGUAAAAAACUGUGUGAUGAUAAAGAAGAAAUGAAAACAGAAUAUAAUAAAGAAAUCUUGAUAUUAAAAGAAGAAAUAGAAGAACAUUUGAAAAUAAUAGACGAAACGACGAAGGAAAAACAAAAUAACACAAAAGACAGAGUAGAAGUUCUUUUAAAAGAAUUAGAAAGUUUCAAAAUAGAAAAUGAGAAUCUUAAGAAACAUAAUGAAGAAUUAGUUGUUAAGGCAACGGGAAGAAUGGACAUGGACUUGGAAAACGAAUUAGAAGAUAUCCAAGAAGAACAUGAAACGCGCUUGAAUAUAUUGAGAGAAGAACUGGAGUUACUAAAACAACAGGAAUCUAAAAAUAGAACUGACGAAUUGAAAUUCGUAGAAUUAGAAGAAGAAAAGCUAUUAUUACAUAGGGAACUAAAAGACGUUCAAGACGAAUUAGAAGCACUGAAGAAAAAUCAUAAAGCUAGUUUACAAGGACUCCAUGAUAAGUAUGUAAAUAUAAUUACAGAAAAUAUAAAAAAAUUCCAGGAAUGUGAAAAACCUUCAGAUUUCCAAUACUACAUACAAGAAGAUGAUCCUCAAGUGGUUGAAUUGAGUAAACACGUCGAAAGUAUAAUGAAAAUUCUAUUAGAUUUCAAAUGUAAAUGUGCAGAGCUAGAAACAAGAAUAAUGGAAUUGGCGGAAGAAAAAAAUAGUAUACUGGUUGAAAAGAAUAGAGAAAUAGAAAAACUUAUACAAAAUUCGGAUGUAUUGAGUCAAGAAAUUUUAACCAAAACUCAGUCAUUAAAAGAAUUCGAAAACGAAUGUAAUGAAAUGGCUAAAAAUAACGAACUGCUCAUUUCCGAAUUGGAAACGUUGAAAAACAAUCCAGUAUUACAAACAAUAUCAGAAUCUAACGAAGACAACAUGAUCUUAUUGGAAUCGCAACUAGAAAAUGCUAAUAAAAGAAUAGAAGACUUGGAAAGGAUAAUUGAUGAUUUGGAAAGGAACCAAAUAAGAAAAGAUAGCCUUGAAGAUACUAGCGAUCCUGAAAAUGCUGUAAAACAACUCGAUAUUACAGAAAAAGAAAUUGACGAUAAGAAAAAAGAUUACGAAGAAUUAUUAAACAAUUUCGAUCAACUCCAAAUAGACAACGACUAUUUAAAGAAGGAAUUCGAACGACUCAAUGAACAAUUAGAAUUUUCUAACGAAGAUAAUAAUGAGUUGAAAGGAAAUUUAGAAAAAUUAAAAAGUGAUUACGAAAACACCGAAUAUCAAUUGAGCGAGGUAAACAUCAAUUGCGAAGCAUUAAAAGAAGAAAUAGAAGAAUACAAAACUAAAUUAAAAUCACUUCUAGCUGAAAAUACAUAUUUAAAAUUGCAAAACGAAGAUAAUUCAAGAAAAUAUUUAGAUUUCGAAACCAAAAUGAAUGUAUUAGAAGAAAAACUCGCAGAAGAAGAUGAUAUUAAGAAGAAUUAUGAAAAGCAAUUAGAAGUUGUAACGGAAAAAUUGAAAAACGCAAAAAUGGCAGAAACAAGUCUCAAGUUACAAUAUGAACAAAAGAGCAAAGAAUUGGCAGCACAAUUAGAAGAAAGAUACAAUCUAGAAUUAUCUUUAAACAAAAUAAAUGCCGAUCUGGCAGAAUUUCAAAACAAUUUCGUCGAAUUACAAAAUACAAACGACAAGUUAUUGUUAAAACAAAAAGAAUUAGAAAACGAUGUAGCCGAAAAAGAAGAAACUAUAAAACGACUAGUAACAAAUCAAACCGACAAACAAGAUGACAACAAUUUAAAAUUAAAACUAGAACAAACCUCAUUAGAAAACGCUAACCUACAAACUGAGUUAUCACAAGUAAAGGCACAGCUAAAAGAAACUACAGAUCAAUGUACAAAUUUAAAACAACAACUACAAGAAGUUACAAAUUCCAGAAACGAAUUAAUCAACAUGGUUACGAUGAAACAUCAAGAAAACGUAACUUACCAUAACGAAAUUCAAAGAUUAAACCAAAUAGUCACUACGGAAGUGGAGAAAAAUAAAAAGUUUGAAGAGCAAUUUAAACAAUUACAAUCUAACGAUUCAGAAAUAGAAAAAUUGACGGAUCAAAAUAAUUUUUUGAAAGAAAAAUGCGAAGUUAUAGCUAAGAAUCUAUUAGAAGAACAAGCUAAAUCGCAACAAUUGAUAGCCGAACGGUCCGAGAGAGAAACGACGCUUCAAAAAAAAGUCGAUAGACUUCAAGCGCAUCUCAUUGAAUUAGAAGAGCAUUAUACGCAAGAACUUGUACAAACCGAGCAAAAGAACUCGCUUCUAGCGGCUAAACUUUCAGAAAUGGAAGAAAGGGAGAAGAAUUCCAGUACGAUGUAUACGUCGGUUAAUAUAAGGGCGAAUCAACAAGUAGAAUCGUUGCAGAGUCAAUUGCAAGGGGUUAUCACCGAGAGGGAUUCUUUGAGGAAGCAGAUUUCUGACGCCGAAGACGAAAAUUCUAAACAAGCGGCCGCGUUGGCUAAUCUACAGUUCGUUCUAGAACAAUUCAGAAAAGAUAAAGAGAAAGAUGUAAUGCAAGAAACUGAACGAAUUCGACGACAUAUUAAUACUGAGAAACAAAUACAAGAAGAGCUUCGAAAAGAAAUAGCUAAUCUCAAGUCACAGCUGGAAGAACGUACGCAAGGUCUAUUAGCAGCUUCGAGGAUAUCAGAUCAGCUGGAAGUAUCAAAAAAAACUAUUAAUGGAUUGAAAGAUGAAGUAUCCCAACUUCAAACUAAACUCACGAAAACUGAGGAAGAACUAAGUAAAGCUGUUAGCAGUACCGAUGGAAAAGUAGAUAAACUGUUAAUAAAAAACCUCAUUCUGGGUUAUGUUAUGUCAAAUAACAAUAUGAACAGGGAUCAAGCACAAGUUUUAAAAAUAAUAUCUACAGUAUUGGAUUUUAAUCAACAGGAUCAUGAAAAAGUGAAACUCAACAAACCGCAGCAGGGUUGGUUGGCCUCACUCCUAGCACCAAAUCCUGAAAAUAAGAUGUCAGAAGAAUCUUUAUCAAAGGCUUUUAUACAGUUUCUUGAAAACGAAUCGAAACCUCGAGUAGUUCCAAGUUUACUUGAUAAUAAUACUAUUUCAGUGCCAUCAAAUGCUUCUACUAAGUCAUCAAGCAGUACAUCCAGUACUCCCAGACAAACGCCUAUAGUACUCAGUGAAAUAGUCUUACCUACUUUCACAGAAUUUGCACAAAAUAGAAAUUCCAGUUCUAUAUUAAAAGAUGUACUAAAAGAUAAUAGUUGAAGUACUUGGUAAAUUUUUAAGAUUACAACAAUUGUAAAAUUAACUAUUUAUAUGAAAUGUAUUAUGUAUAUUUAGAAUUGCGCAUUUUAUACAGCUUUUUAUUUGUAUAUAGAGAUGUAAGAGUCUUAUUUAUUUAAAUAAAUUUUAAAAAGU